Messenger RNA from Leptosia nina, 486 nucleotides. NCBI's taxonomy places the organism in Eukaryota, Metazoa, Arthropoda, Insecta, Lepidoptera, Pieridae. The record is from the annotation of a GenBank genome assembly.
AUGUCAUCUGAUAAGAAAAAAGUUUUAUUUAUUUGUUUUGCAAACAUUUGCAGAUCCCCAAUAGCUGAGGGAGUUUUCCAAAAAACUGUAAAUGAUCUUGGUAAAGGUAGUGAAUGGGAAAUAGACAGCGCUGCAAUAAGUGGUUGGCAAGUGGGGAGUCCACCAGAUUGGAGAGCAUUGGAUACAAUGAAGAAGCACAAUGUACCAUAUGAUAAUUAUGCAAGACAGCUAGAACAUGAAGAUUUUAACAAAUAUGACUACAUAUUUGGCAUGGAUGAUCAUAACAUGAGAUCACUUAGUUCUGAAGCACCAAAAGGAUGCAAAGCAAAAUGUUUACUAUUUGGCAGUUUUGAUCCUGAAGGCGACAGAAUUAUACGGGACCCAUACUUUGAUAGUGAUGCACUCGGUUAUGAAAAAUGUUACCAACAAUCUGUAAGAUGUUCUAAAGGGUUUUUGGAAGCAUUGGAGAAGGGAAGUCUGCAAUAG